UAUAAAAACAAGCAAUAUUCUUUUUCAUUUCCCGAGACGCGCUUUAUAUUAUUUUUAUUUUUUGACUCCCCUCCUUAUUUUUUCUUUUGCACUUUAUAAAUUUUCAUUUUGUAUAGUCCUCAAAACUCACAAUAUAGCCAGAAUAUCUCUAUUAUUUAACAAGCCAACAAAUUGAUUUAUAAUGCGGCUUUCUGUUAUUGCAUAUAUGUUUGCUGCCUGUGCCUAUGCCCAAGGUCCUACAUUUGAUGUCUCGGCUCUCCAACUUGGCGCAGCUGCUGAUCCCGGGGCUUCAGCAUUAGCGGCCAUCGGUGACCCCACUCCAAACGCCGUGGUUGCUGAUUUGCCGCCCCUGGAACAACCAUCUUCACUGGACGCGGCCAGCAUUAUUGCCAAUGUUCUUGCCUCAGCAAACGCCACCGCGAUAGUUGCUUCGGUGGAUGCAGUCAACGGAGUCGGCUUGGUAAAUGAAUCUGUAGCCAAUGCCCUGAAACCUGUUUCUAGCGCGAAUGCACCAGAGUUUCCCAAUGUCGAUGAGAUUAACAGCUUUGUUCAAAGCUUACAGGACACUAUUUUUGAAAACACGCCGCUGGGAAAUCUUGAAACAGAGUUCAGCAUUGUGGAAGCCAACGAGUGGUCAACCGAACUUCACACGCAAUGGUCAACUGGGCUUCACACGCAGUGGUCAGAGAACCACAAGGAGAGCGGUGCUUCUAUUAUUAGCGAUGCCGACUAUGACGAUGAAAACUCGUGGGAGCUGGGCAUUGACUCGGAUGAUGCCGAAUUGUACAGUGGAAAAUGGUCUUCAAGCAAAAUGAAGAGCUCAAAGGAAUCAUCGUGGGACAGCGAUGAUGAAUUUAAUUCCGUUUCAGCACGUAAAUCAACUGGGUCGGCAGGAAUUCUGAACAUGAAUAUUCUCAUGCAUGUUGUUGGAGUUGUAGGAGGUGCACUUAUUAUCUUUUGAAUAAAAAAGCCACUACACUUGUGAGCUUUUAUCAUAUUAUAAUAUCUUAAUAAUACCCCUCUUUUGGAUUCAGUAAACAAAGAGUGCAUGUGCAUGAUGGGAAAUUCAAUGUUUCGGCCAAUUUGGUUUUUUCUAGUGAGCCUUUUUGUAAAUACUUGUUAACCGUGUGAGAUUUAUUAAUGCUAUGGCCAUAUUUAAUUUUAAAAUUAUU
Messenger RNA from Kickxella alabastrina, 1172 nucleotides. RefSeq lists its product as uncharacterized. The record is from RefSeq and is a predicted model, not a curated record. The transcript has a single exon. The coding region runs from base 182 to 961 and encodes 259 amino acids. Lineage: Eukaryota; Fungi; Kickxellomycota; Kickxellomycetes; Kickxellales; Kickxellaceae.